UACGCAAGGCAGACGGAUUCAGUCGGUAAAAAAAUCAGGGAGGGUAAUAAAAAAAUCGAUUCGUGCAGCAUGUUGUUUUGUUAUUUUUUUGCCUUUGACACAUUGCUUUCAUUAUAACUGAAAUCAUUGGCACUGGCCCAUCUCAACCAUAUCGAAUUUACUCACACAUAUCCUUUCCGGUUACGCCUUCAGUGUCCAUUCAACUAGCCAAAUAUCAAGACGGAGUGAAAGAUGGCUGGAUACUCUGAGAAAGAUAUUGAUACGGAAGAAGAAUGGAUUCCACCAACCGAAGCUGAAUUGAAAGUUAUUCAGGCCAGGCGAGAUAGAUCAGAUCGUAUUUCGAAAAUCAUGGGAAGUUAUCUACUCAAAGGGUACAAAAUGUUGGCUUCUGAAUGCCCAACGUGUGGUACUAUCGAGCUCCAAGACAAAAAGAAUAAAAUCUACUGUAUUGCCUGCGAGGAGAUUGAUACUGACAUUCAAAAGGACAACCCAGCCUUGAGUGAGAAAGCAGCUUCCAGUCAGAGGGCUGAGUAUCAGUUCAUGACAGAGAGGAAUCAAUCUGAUAGAAGGAUUGAACCAUCUGCCAUAACAGCUUUGCAGACUCCUGUCACUACCACUAUGCAACCAUCCAUAUUGAAAAAUGAUGUGUCCAGCAAGACUCAAUAUAAAUCAACAGUCAGUAUCCUGACAAGCACAAUGAAUGUGGAGGAAGAAUGUCUCAAAUGUCUUGAAGUAGUUCACAAGAAAAUUACUUGGGCUAGAUUUGCUGUAGAAAAUGAACAUGAUCCUAAUUUGGUUAGUUCAUAUCUGAAAGUCAUAACAAAUGGUGUAGAAGCCCUAAAUGUUUUGAGAAAGUUUUCCCCCUAGUUGUCUUUCCGAUUUUCCCGUUAUUGCAAUACACCGCAAAGCACAUUG
This is a messenger RNA of Daphnia pulicaria, 915 nucleotides long. Its product is annotated as protein ZNRD2-like. Bases 232 to 867 code for a protein of 211 amino acids. Lineage: Eukaryota; Metazoa; Arthropoda; Branchiopoda; Diplostraca; Daphniidae. The record is from RefSeq and is a predicted model, not a curated record. The transcript has 3 exons.